This is a messenger RNA of Penicillium angulare, 996 nucleotides long. RefSeq names its product FAD-dependent oxidoreductase. The record is from RefSeq and is a predicted model, not a curated record. Lineage: Eukaryota; Fungi; Ascomycota; Eurotiomycetes; Eurotiales; Aspergillaceae. Gene Ontology annotation, molecular function: FAD binding; D-amino-acid oxidase activity. The transcript has 3 exons. Bases 1 to 996 code for a protein of 331 amino acids.
AUGAGUGUAGUUAUUAUCGGAUCGGGCAUUAUUGGCCUUCUGUCUGCUCUCACAUUGACGGAAGCGGGAUAUAAAGUCACGAUCAUCGCGCGUGAUUUACCAGGAGAUGAGACGCAGAGUUGGGCAAGUCCUUGGGCCGGAGCGGCUAUAUUCCCAUACCCCGAUUCAAAUGGCCACUCCCUUCAGGUAGAAACAUUCCGGUAUUACUGGGCUCUGGCACACCGCGACCCUACUAGUGGAGUCCAGACAAUUAAGGCAACCGAGUACUUCGACGAUCGAGACGAUGAUUCCAGUGUUUGGUAUAAACACCUUGUGCCGCGUUAUCACCGAAUCCCAACAGAAGACCUUCCACAGGGUGCCAAAAUGGGAUUCACAUACAAAACCAUGACCGUCAACCCGCUGGUGUUUCUUCCCUGGAUUAAGAAGCACUUAGAGACUAUGGGAGUGAAAUUUAUUCGCAGGGAAGUUAAAAGCAUCGAAGAAGCGCAAAAUAUUGCAGGAUGUAAGAUUGUCGUUCAUGCUUCCGGACUCGGUGCAUAUCAUCUGGCGGGCGACAAAAACGUGGUCGCUAUUCGGGGGCAAACAAUGUUCGUGGAAAACAAGUUUGAUGAAGUGGUAAUGUUCCAAGGAUCGGAAUACACUUAUGUUAUCCCACGAAUGUAUAGUGGAGGUGUGAUCAUGGGCGGAGUGAGCCAGGAAGGAAAUUUGGAACCUGGCGUGGACGAAGACUUGCGAUCGGAUAUUCUGCAAAGAACGAAAAAUAUUGCGCCGAGCAGUUCGGAGUCGGUGAAUUUGAAGGACGACAAAAUCAAAGAUAUUGUGGCCUUUAGACCUGGCAGGAAAGGAGGUUAUCGCCUGGAGCCUGAAGGGAAUGUGGUGCACGCGUAUGGAUUCGGCAGUCUUGGUUAUAUCUACAGCUACGGGGUGGCGAUGAAGAUUCGCGAUUUAGUAGAUUCGAUGGGACUGGUAAAACCCAUUGUUAGAAGCCGUCUAUAA